Molecule: messenger RNA, 2623 nt
Organism: Cydia pomonella (codling moth)
Lineage: Eukaryota; Metazoa; Arthropoda; Insecta; Lepidoptera; Tortricidae
Product: triokinase/FMN cyclase-like
Exons: 15
Coding region: 873-2615 (580 amino acids)
Biological process (GO): glycerol catabolic process
Cellular component (GO): cytosol
Molecular function (GO): glycerone kinase activity
Source: RefSeq, a predicted model, not a curated record
UACAGCCUUAUUUACAGACAGGUGACGACGUGUCGCGUGAUGCUGUUUAUAUGUAGUCAAUGCAUGUCUUGGCGUGCCUAUUUAAUCACCUGGUUUUGCUAAGGCAAGAGCAUGUCCCAGAGUUGUUUAUGAGCAACAAUGAAAACAAUAGUUUUCACAUAUUGGAAACUAUAAACUGAAAUGUUUGCUGAUAAGUUCCUUUUUUAUGAUAUUUUAUGUAAUUUAUGAGCAAAGUAGGUAGUGAUACAGAUUAUGAUGGAAAACAUACCUACAGUGUAGAGUAUAAGGUAAGUAUACCUACGAUGAAUGUAGUUACAGCUUCUCUUAGACCUAAAGAUACCUUCUACUAGAUCUAUAGUUAUUUAAUAACCGACGACACUUUAAGGGAGUACACGAAGCUUUUCUAAAGAGAGUAAGGUAUACCUUACUUUCUUAAGUAAGAUAUAAGGUAAGUAAUGAGAUGACACCUUUAUUCGCAUCACAGCCAGCCAAGAACUUGUACGUGAGACUAAAAAUAACGCUAUCAUUUGUUGGCUAGCUCGUUGAUCGACAGUCAUAUAAAAACGUUUCAACUCCGAUUAUCAAAUAAGCCAACAUCAACCCAAAUACAAAAGCCUUAAAAUUCUUUUUUUUAUGUCAUAAUGUGGAAAUAAGAUUCUGUUUAUUUUAUGUUAUAUGAUUGAACGUCUAGUAUUAUGAUGCUAGUUUGGUUAAGAAACCACUGGUACUUAAACACAAUAAUAAUAUUGUGGUUGUUGAAAGGAAAAUCAGUAAACGUCUAGACUUCACGUUGUCACCGCGUUACUAUUUUUAGGGCAUUAUAAUUUUCCUUGACUAACAAUUGAAUUUAUACCCAUCAAUAAUAUUCUAAUAUGUCUCGCAAACCAGUGACGAAGAAAGUAAUUAACUCUGCGGAGAGCUGCGUCGAUGACAACCUUCGCGGGGUGGUUGCCACCUACCCUGUGCUGCAGCUGCAUCCCAAGCACCGGGUCAUCACCGUCCGAACCAAGAUAGAUUCGAAACGAGUUGCAGUUCUCGGAGGUGGCGGUUCGGGCCACGAGCCAUUUGCAGGAGGUCUGGUUGGAGGCGGCAUGCUGGACGGUGCGGUGGCAGGCGGCGUGUUCGCUUCGCCACCCACGGGGCACGUGCUCUACGGAAUCGCUCAGCUUUACAAGUACAAUUCGGGUGGCGUAAUUGUUAUUAUUGGCAAUUACACAGGAGACAGGCUGAACUUUGGGAAAGCUAUAGAAAAAGCAAAGAUAGCUGGUAUAAAGGUGGAGGGUCUUAUCGUUGGGGAGGAUGUUGCCUCGAGUCACAACAAAACCGGAGGAAGGAGCAUGUGUGGAGAAGUCUUUUUUUACAAGCUGUGUGGAGCUAUGGCGAAGAAGGGCUAUGAUUUGGCGACCAUACGGAAAAUAGCUUCCGAAGCCAACGAGUCUAUGGCCACCCUGGGAGUUUGCCUGAGUGCUUGUUCCCUGCCAGGUCAACUGCCGCUGUUCGAGAUAGCUGAUGAUGAGAUGGAACUAGGCGCGGGAGUGCACGGUGAAGCGGGAAUCAAGAAGAUGAAGCUGGGAACAGCCAAAGAAACCGUAUCCAUGAUACUUGAUCAGGUUGUUGCUCAUCUUAAACUAAAGUCUGGAGACCGAGUGGCCGUCAUGAUCGAUAAUUUGGGGGGCACCUCAUUUAUGGAGAUGAAUAUCAUCAGUGCAGAAACAAAGGAUUAUUUAGGUAGCAAGAACAUCAUAGUGGAACGAAUAUACUCUGGACACUUAAAGACAUCGCUAGAGAUGCACGGCUUCCAGAUUUGCCUGCUGCACCUAAAUCAGACGCGAGGAGACCUGUGGUUGGAGUUGCUGGACGCGCCGACCGACGCUGUGGGCUGGGUAGGCGGAGCCGCGUCCAGACGUUGCGAUGAGGCGCAAGGGGAUGAUGAUACGCUAUUACAAAACGAUGCUAGGAAGGCUGCAACUGGUCCACCCUUAUCGCCUAAAGAGCAAGAACUGUUCAAGAGUAGUCUUACGAAGGCAGCCGAAGAAUUGGUCAAGCAAGAAGAACUUCUGAACAGGUUGGACUCUGGCUGCGGAGACGGAGACUGCGGUAUAACAAUCAAGAAAUUCGCAUUAGCAAUUCUAUCAUACCUGAAAACGGCAUCAGUGAAGUUUCCAUGCAACGUGCUGUGGGACCUCUCAGAGAUCGCGGAAACCGAUAUGGGUGGCACUUCGGGCGGCAUCUACAGCUUGGGCUUAUCAGCAGCAUCUCAAGCUUUCUCCAGUGCGAGUGCAGUCGACGCAGAGACUUGGCUCGCCGCAUGGGAGGGCGCCAUGCAUGCCAUCUCUACAUACGGGGGCGCCGAGCCGGGAGACAGAACAAUGUUGGAUACUCUCCACGCAGCGGCCACGGCAUUCAAGCACAGCUUGUCGAAAGGCCUAAAGACAGCGCUUGCGCGGGCUGACGAGGCGGCCGAGCAAGGCGCCCGCGCCACCGCCGGUAUGGUUGCCAGAGCAGGACGCGCGUCGUACGUGGCGGCGCGCUACACGAGCGACGAGGACGCGGGCGCGCGCGGCGCCGCCGUGUGGCUGCACUCCAUUCUUACCUCUGUUGCCAAUACAUGCUGAUUCUCAUU